AGCUAAGAGCAUAAUUGAGUUGUCAUGUGAAUUGCUUUUAAUCGUUAUAUUAUUACCACAUGUACACUCCAUUAUAGGCUGCAAACAUCAUUACAAUACUAUCAGCUUUAUCGACCUGCUAGAUUAUCUCUUCCAUGGAGGACAAGUUUUAAUUUGUGCCAGAAGUUAACUUUUGAUCUCCUAACUCUCUAAUUUUAUAUGAGGUUUAAGUUUGGUUUUUUAAUUUUUUAACUAUAACGCUAAUAUUAAAUGAUAAUUUUCUGUAUUAAUUAUUGUCAUUUUUUUUAAAAAAUAACUUCAAUAUGUUAAUAUUUGAUAAUAUUUUAUCAAGAUUUAAAAGUUUAAUUUUGGCAUUUUUGUCAAUGAAAUUAAUAAUAUUAGGAUUAAAAGAUCAAAAAGACAUUUAAUAGAAUAAAGAGACUAAAAUAAAAUCUUAUAUAAAGUUAAAAGAUCAAAAUGUAUUUUUACCUUCAUGAAAACCAGGCUCACGAAAAAAAAGAAGAAAAAGAGAGAUUUUUAAUUUAUAUUUUUUACUUAAAUUUAAAGUUAAGCAGCAGCAUGAUCUUAGAUUCCAUGAUAACCCAAUUUCUUCCAUAUUUGCAGCCUUAGGAGGUGAGAAUACACAAUACAUAAACUUCAACACUAGUAUCUUUUAAUUUGAAGGGGAAAUCUUGCCAGGUCGACGUGGGCGUGUGAGAAGUGGGAACCACAAGCAGAAAGUGAUUUCUAUGGAUGCCUCUCCAUUGACACCUAUCAUUUGGGGGGUUUCAGGUUUUCACCUUUUUCCCCCCUUUCAAGACGCUAUAAAAAGGGGAGAACAUAACCUUGAACGCACCAAAUCAUAUGAAUUUAGAAUCAAGCAUCAACCAUAUGGGUAGGAAUCUGAAGAACGCUGCAAUAGCAUUCCUUGUUCCUCUUCCCUCAAUACUCUUCUAUCUCUCCUUCCACUACCACUAUGACUCUACAAUACUUGACACUGAUGCUAACGUCUGGACAUGGUGCUAUCACCACCCCCUCUUGCUUCCCAAUGCCCUCUUGUUCCUCAACGUCACUGUCCUCUUCUGGGUCAUUGGCCUGAUCCAGUGCAGCCAUUGGAUGAUUGACCUGUAUUGGACGAUGAUUCCUGUGAUGCUUGUACAUUACUUUGCAAGUCACCCUUUGGGAGAGUGUGAUUGGUGGAGGUCAAGGAUUGUGAUAUUGUUGAGCUGGGUUUGGAGUGUUAGGCUGAGCCAUAACUACUUGAGGCGAGAGAACUGGCAAUGGGGCGCCAGACAGGAUUGGAGGUUCACCAAUAUGAGCCUUUGCUAUGGCAAGCGUUGGUGGUGGAUUUCAUUCUUCACUGUCUACUUCUCUCAGCAGGUGCUUCUGAUUGCACUAUCUCUUCCAUUCUACGCUAUUCACUCAGUGAAUCAGCCUCUGAACCUCAUGGACUUGGUGGCCACUGUAAUGUGUUCAUCUGGCAUUCUCAUAGCAUACUUUGCUGAUGCACAACUUCAUAACUUUGUAACAAGAAACAAAAACCUUAAACAUGUUGGAAAACCCUUAGUUCCUAUUCUAGACAAGGGCCUAUGGUAUUACUCAAGGCAUCCAAACUACUUUGGGGAACAACUAUGGUGGUGGGGCCUAGCUUUAUAUGCUUGGAGCAUAGGAUAUGGAUGGAGCUGCAUAGGGACAAUAGGUAAUACCAUGUGUUUGGUUUAUGUGACUAAGCUUGUGGAAGAUAGAAUGAUGAACCAAAAGUACAGAGCAGAGGCUUAUAGGAUGUAUCAGAAGACAACCUCAAUAUGGGUUCCUUGGUUUAAGGCUUCUGAUCCUUCAGGCGUAAAAAAUAAGAAUGCUUGAUGUUUUUUUUUUUUUUUUCGGUCCCUUCUUAGUGCUGCACUGCUGUGUGGUUUGUUCAUUGUUUGUACAAUAAGACAGUAUAUUGUUGGUAUUUUUUUACCCUUUGAAUAUAUGGUUCUGUUUUGUUAAUUUGGAGGGAUUAUUGGUCUGCGCUAGCCAUGUAUAAAUUACCAUGGUAUUGAAAUGAAAUUCUUCAUGCUUAUUUGU
Molecule: messenger RNA, 2049 nt
Organism: Prosopis cineraria
Lineage: Eukaryota; Viridiplantae; Streptophyta; Magnoliopsida; Fabales; Fabaceae
Exons: 3
Coding region: 844-1842 (332 amino acids)
Biological process (GO): lipid metabolic process
Cellular component (GO): membrane
Molecular function (GO): oxidoreductase activity, acting on the CH-CH group of donors
Source: RefSeq, a predicted model, not a curated record